This is a messenger RNA of Tarenaya hassleriana, 1218 nucleotides long. RefSeq names its product protein SLOW GREEN 1, chloroplastic. The transcript has a single exon. Gene Ontology annotation, cellular component: chloroplast thylakoid membrane. The record is from RefSeq and is a predicted model, not a curated record. Gene Ontology annotation, molecular function: protein binding. Bases 58 to 1041 code for a protein of 327 amino acids. Lineage: Eukaryota; Viridiplantae; Streptophyta; Magnoliopsida; Brassicales; Cleomaceae.
UUCUUCUUUAGCUUAUGUCGCGGUGAUUAGGGUUUGACAUCGUUAUCUGAAACAACAAUGGCGUCCCCGGCGAAAUUCCACUGCUCUGACCAUUCAUUUCAUCUCUCGCUCAAUCGCCACCGCGUAAUUCCCCUCAAAUCUUCGAUUCCUUUUUCGCUUCGAACAAUAUCCAAGUCGAGAUCGCCCAGAAUUCCCGCCAUCAGAGCUUUGUCGUCGAGCCCUAAACCCUCUCUACUCAAAACCACCUGCGUCACCCUCACCGCAGCCGCCGCUCUUUUCUCCGCCUCACUACACUUGGUCAGACCCGCCGUCGCGACUCCGGUGGUGGCUCCUCCGCCGUCGACGGCGGAGCGCGCGGAGGAAGCCGGCGAGGAGGACGAGGUCUCGUUGGAACAGCAGGAGGCGGCUCUCGAGCAGCACCUGGCGAGCAAUCCGAACGACGUGGAGGCUCUGCAAUCGCUGGUGAAGAUCAAAUUCCAAUCCCAAAAGCUGCGGCAGGCGAUAACGAUUCUCGACCGUCUGAUCGAAAUCGAACCCGAUGAACACGAAUGGCCGGUUUUGAAAGCACAGCUACAGACCUACAAUGGCGAUUACGACUCGGCGACGAGAGGCUUCGAGGAGAUUCUGGCGAAGGACCCAUUUCGGGUCGAAGCCUAUCACGGGUUGGUAAUGGCUUACUCCGAUUCGGAUUCAAAACUAUCGGAGCUAGAGAAUAGGAUCAAUGGGGUGGUGGAAAAGUGCAAGGAAGAGAAGAAGCAGAAAGAUCUUCGGGAUUUCAUGCUGUUGAUUGCGCAGAUUAGGGUGAUAGAGGGAAACCCGAUGGAAGCUCUUAGGGUUUAUGAGGAGCUGGUGAAGGAUGAGCCGGAAGAUUUCAGACCGUAUCUCUGCCAGGGUUUGAUAUAUACGUUGAUGAAGAAGAAAGACGAAGCGGAGAAGCAGUUCGAGCAGUUUCGCAGGUUGGUUCCUGAGAAUCAUCCGUACAUGGAGUACUUUGAUUCCAACAUGAUCAACACUCAGAAGCUUUUCUCAAAGAAACAGUAGAAUCUUGAAUCUUGAUGGCUGGUCCUUGUCGGAAGACAGAGGAAUAUGUGAAUGUAGACCAUUUGGUUUUGGUUGGUGUUGUUGUGUUAUCGGCGUUUGCGAUUGGAAAAUUAAUUAGUUCAAUCGCAAUAAUUCACAGUAAACAACAAAUGAAUCUAAUCGCACAUUUUUUUGCCA